Varanus komodoensis (Komodo dragon) is the source of this 1764-nucleotide messenger RNA. It is a transcript of the gene LACTBL1, whose product is annotated as lactamase beta like 1. The coding region runs from base 1 to 1764 and encodes 587 amino acids. The record is from RefSeq and is a predicted model, not a curated record. NCBI's taxonomy places the organism in Eukaryota, Metazoa, Chordata, Lepidosauria, Squamata, Varanidae. The transcript is spliced from 7 exons.
AUGGAGGGUCUCCAGCUCCGGGCCUCCAGCGAGCACAGACUCUUCCGGCUCUCCAGCAUGGAAGUGAAGGUGAUCCACGUGGUCCUGCUGGUCUUCUUCCUGCUCUCCGUUGCCAUGACCAGCUGCUUCCUAUGGCAGUACAGCCUUCCUAAGCUGGAGCCCAGCCCAGCAGUGAUGGAGGUCAAGCCAGAAGCAGUGCAGAUGUGCCCCCGUUUCCCGGAUCCCGUCCCUCUGGACCACCCAAUCCCAAUCCUGAAGGAUGCUCUGGAAAAGGUGGACACGCUUCUUCGCCAGAAAAUCCACAGCCCUGGCCUGCCAACCCUGUCGGCCAUUGUCAUCUACAACGACACGGUGCUGUGGACGGGCAACUUUGGGAAACGCAAUGGCUCCGACCCCUUCUCUGGCAUCCCAAAUGAGUACACCAUCUACAGAAUUGCGAGUGUCUCCAAGAUCUUUCCCACCAUCAUGCUGUACAAGCUGUGGGAGGAAGGGAAGGUGACCUCACUGGAUGACCCGCUAGAACGCUACGUCCAGAGCUUCUCGAUCAAGAACCCGCUGGGGCGGCUCAAAGAGCCUGAGCAGCGGUACUCCACGGAUGGGCUUAUCUUCCUGGAGAAGGGGGCGCUGCCUCUCAAGCCGUCUCCUGUGACCCUGCGGAGAAUGGCCAGCCAGCUCUCCGGUUUGCCCAGGCGGCUGCGCUCCACGACUCUGUUAUGGAAGGGAACCACCCAAGAAGCACUGGCCCUCCUGAAGGAUGAUGUCCUUGUGAAUGACCCAGGAACCAGGUGCCAUUACAGCAACUUGGCUUUCUCGCUGAUGGCGCAUGUGCUUGCUGAACAUGCUGCUGAAGGCGAGUACCAGCGAUGGGUCUCAGAGAAUAUUCUCGACCGUCUGGGGAUGGAGGACACAGGCUUUGACAUCACACCUCCCAUCCGUUCUCAGAUGGCUGUUGGCUUCUACAGCAGCGGACAACCUGCUCCCCUCUAUGACCUGGGCUGGUACAGGCCCUCUGGACAGAUGUACUCCACAGCGGCUGACCUGGCCAAGCUGGCCAUGGUGAUCCUGGGCACUUACCACCGGCGUCUCCUGGAGCCUGACACCGUCAAGACCAUGUUGACGCCCCUCUUCAAGUGCUCCAGCGAGUACUUUGCCAACAAGACCGGCACCCCCUGGGAGAUCAACGAGCAGCUGGGCUAUGACAUCAUCAGGAAAGAUGGCGACCUGGAUGGCUACUCGGCCACCUUCUCCCUGGUCCCCAAGCUCCGCUUGAGCUUCAUCGUGCUGAUGGCUGGUCCUCGCCCUGCCGGAGGAGACAUUGUUGCCCAGACGUAUGAGCACCUGAUCCCUGCCAUGGAAUCCGCCUUCCGUGAAGCGGAGAAGAACCUCAGUCCUCCCCCGAGUCCCACCCCCUACAUUGGCUACUACACCUACUCCAACCUGACUUUCUACGAGAUCAAGGUUGGUGGAGCCGGGGUCCUUGUCAUGCAGCAGUUUGGGCCGCACAUCGAGGAGCUGAUCCCCGAGAACUAUCGGACCAUCAGAUUGCACCACCUCGAGGACCGUGUCUUCCAGGUGGUGCUUGAUAAGGAAUUUCCAUGCACCCUGCGCUUGGGAUCAGCCUCAGUUUCCCUGGAGACCCAGGAUGGGCAGCUGUUUAAUUUCUACCCUUUCGACCGGAAGGGCUUGUCCCCGGGCUUUGAUGCUCCCGGCCUGAACACUUACAACGUCCUGCGAAUCCACCGGAAGCCCGUGUUCUACAGUUAA